AAAGGCUAUCCACUCCAGUGUUUUGGCCUGGAGAAUCCCAUGGACUCUAUAGUCCUUGUGGUCGCAAAGAGUCGGACACGACUGAGCGACUUUCACUGAGAGGAGAAGUAGAAUCUGUCAAAUAUCAAAGCUGCGUCCACAUGUGUGUACUGUGCCUUUGAUGGCUUCCAGAGCCAGGCAGCUGUAUCUCCUGGGGCAACGUCGUUGGAUCCAGCAGACACUUUCCUGAAGGGUUCUAGCUGCCUCAGAUUGCUGUCCAGAGUCAGCCACUCGUCACCUGUGUGGCCUUGGCCAAAUGACCUAAGUGUCCUGGGCCAUAGCCUAAAGGGGGCAGAAAGGGUCACAGCUCCUCUGACCUUCAGGCGAAACACCUAAUGUGUGCUGGCAGCAGUCAGUGGGGAAUGAGGGUGGGCAUUUUUCAGGCAACCUGGGGGCCAGGGCAGAAGCUCUGCCCUGCUCAGACCCACAAGGAGCUGCCCCCUCACCAAACACAGACACCCAUGGAGAACUUGGCUGGAGGCUGGUGCCCAAAUUCAAGUCACUCCCUGAUCUUUCUAGAAAUAUCCUGCUAAGAGUCAAACACAUGCUUUCUUUCAAAUGUGGCAUUUUGCACGGAUGUUUAAACUCUGGCAAAAGUAGCAGGUUGCAUUAGCUUCAUAUAUUUACGAGCUUCAUGGUUCAGAUAAUUUUGGCCAAAGGAAGAAAGCCUCCUUAGAAACUGACAGAAAGAAGGGAGGUAAGACCCCCCAAGGGAAUUUCUUUUCCCCAGUCUGAACCCAGUGAGGUGGUAGAUGUGCAAGUUAGGAGUCCAGGCCCUGGAGACAACCCAGGCUCAAAUCCCAGCUCCCACACUCACUAGCUGUGCAAACUUGGACCUCAGUCUCCUCAUCUGUAAAAUGGGGAUAAUCAUAGUAUUGUCCUCAGAGGGCAGGUUUCAAAAGUGUCUCCUUUCUGGUUAUUUAUAUGUCAAUCUCAAACUGGAUUUGACUCUCCCCUCCCUGCCUCCCACCCAGUGCAGCCUCCCUGAGACUAUGGCUGCUCUUAGACCCUCCUGCCACUGUAUUGUCUUCAGGAAAAUUAAGGGACACUGGCUCUUUCAUGGAGUGGGGAGGUGUUGUGAGCUCUUUUAAGAGUUCUUUGGGAGCAUGUCCACUGUCAGUCCCCUGUCAUGGAUGGGCAGGCCAGCCCCUGCUAUUUCUUUCCCCAAGAGGGGAGAGGAGUAGGGGUGGGGAGGGGCUGUAGCAGUGGCUGGUGACAAUGACAAGGCCUGUAUGUACCUUUUGUACAUGACAGUGGAGGGUACCUGGCUCCCACAGCUGGCGGAUGCCCCUAGACUGUGAGGGCCCUUAAUGCCUCACAUUUCAUUGUCUGCCGGGGGUAGAAGAGCUCAAGCUCUUAGUGGGAACAAAUCAGUCAUGUGCAGACAGCCCUGGGAGCAAGCAGGAGAGAGCCGCGGGCAUCCUGUUCCCCUCUGCUCUGGCUAUCUUGCUUAUUCUGCUCCUGGCCACUAGAUGAGCCUUGACAAAUGUGACUGCUGAUGCCUGAUCUCUGACCCGUUCUUCAUAGGCUCUUUCCUUACGGGACCUCCCUUUUGGUUAAGCUGAGCAGGGCUCCUCACUGGUCUCCGUUAGUCUACACCCAACCCUUCCUAUGCUGCCAGAGGAUGCAAUGUUCUCUGUGGCCUCCAGUGGCCAUUGUGAGCUACCUCUGCCCCCACAUGCUUGGACUCCACCCUGCACAGUCCCUCUGAGCCCCAGCCCUGUACUAUCCCAUGUCAGUUUGUUUCCUCCGCUUGGCUUCCGCACAGGCCCUCAGUCUCACUACCUCCCAAACAAGUUUCAUUCCCUGACCCUCAGAAGGGCACUCCUGAAGAGUGAUUCCUACCCCCACUUCCUUCCUCAGUUGUUUCAUGAGGCUUCUCUAAUUCAUGAAUAAACAAUGUGUGCAAGUAACUGAAGCAAGUGGGCACCCUCUCUGUGUCUCUCUCAUUCCCAACCCAAGCUCCCUCUGGGCUCAGCCCAUUUCUUCUUCUUAUGUCAGUAAACACCUGCCCCUCUCUUUGUGGAUGAACCCAACAGUUCAACUCCUCUGAACACUGGGAGGACAGGGCUGGUAGGGGCCUCCCUUGAUGAAGCUGGGAGUGAGGCCAGGGGAAAAUCAGAUGAAGUCUAUCCCAGCCACAUAGGAAUGUUUUGGCUGCUGCAACAAACCUACAUCAAAGUGGCCACAAGAUGAGCUAAUAGAAGAUGGACAAACGUGACUCCACGUUUACUUAGCUUUAUGUGGAGUCUUGAUUUCAUAGGGAGGGCAGCCUGCCCAUGCCAUUUCCCUGAUCUCUGCCUCUCCUCCCCCAGUUCCUGGACCAGGAGCCCCCCUCCCAGCCCCCUCUCCACUGCAUCCCCACAUUAUGGUUGAUUCCUGGCAUUUGAGAUUCUUAUCUGUUCCUUCUAUUAUUCUGGAACACAGGCUCCCCCGUCUUCCUCCCCCACCUAUUCCCCUAGGGGAAUAUCAUAGAAGAAUAAAGACAUUCAUCUUGGAAAAACCGUGAGUCCAACUUUUACCUCUAGGGAACAAACUUCAAAGAACCUUGAUGAUGGUGCCAUUUUAUUGACAGGAGAUUUCCUACUCCUUUCCCUUUCUCCCUCUGUCGCUUUUUUUCCAAACACCCACAGAGCAGCCCAUGUCCCUUGUGCAUGCCUCCAGGGGCCCAGACCUGUGACCCAAAGGAGCUCUCCACCACCCCAGGGAGACGUGAUAUCACCUGCCGCCUCUGCCUCCUCCUUCCUUGAGAGAUAGUAUAUGUUCAAGAAAGUGCUGCCUCUGCCAAGCCACUCCCUGAUGGUGGGAACGUGAUGCCGGGACACAUUCAGCUGUGACUCUGCUUUGAAUUUUGAAAAUGAGCGUUUGCAAAGUGGCAUCUGCAUUUUGUUGCUAUACUGGAGGUUUGAUGAAGAACGGAAAGUCAUGCAAAGCCAAGAUAGGGUGAAGAGUUUUGAGCAAAGUGCAGAACCCUGUUGAAUCUACUGAGAAGGGACGUUCACAAUGAACGCCAUGAGCAUCUCAGCUCUUGGAGGAAGCAGCAAAGGGAAGCCUCUCCCAGCAGGCGAGGAGGAGCGCAAUACUGUCCUCAAGCAGAUGAAGGUUCGCACCACGCUGAAGGGGGACAAGAGCUGGAUCACCAAACAGGAUGAAUCGGAGGGCCGCACCCUUGAGCUGCCCUCUGGCUGGACUCAUGCCACCUCGCUUUCAUCAGCUGGGGAGGUCCCGAAGACCAGCAGGCCCCUGAGCACGAGGGCUCCCACAGGCUAUAUCAUCCGCGGAGUGUUCACCAGGCCUGUGGACAGCUCGUCUCAGCCUCACCAGCACUUCCCCAAGGCCAAUGGAGCUCCAAAAAGCAUGGCCAGUCUGGGGAAAGCAGCUCCCACUGGCCCUCCCCGCCCCUCCUCCUCUGGCUACAAGAUGACCACGGAGGAUUACAAGAAGCUGGCCCCCUACAACAUCAGGCGCAGCUCAGCAUCAAGAGCUGCUGAAGAGGAGGAGGUGCCCUUCUCUUCUGACGAGCAGAAACGGAGGUCCGAGGCUGCCAGCAGUGUGGUGAGGAAGACAGCUCCCCGGGAGCACUCCUAUGUCCUGUCAGCGGCCAAGAAGAACGCUGGCAGCCCUGCCCAGGAGACACUGGCCCCGUUCAUUGCCAAGAGGGUGGUUGAGGAUGGGUCUUCUGAGAAAAGCCAGGACCCACCUGCUCUGUUGAGAUUCCUUGCUGGCUCAAGCAGUGCAAGAGGUGAGGAGACUGUCCGCCUGCAGAUCACAACACCCGGGGCAGGACUCCACCUGGUGGCCCCACACCUGGAAGGAAUGAGGUCUUCCUCAGGUUCCAAAGACAAAGAGGUCCCUCACCCCAGAGAGCCCAAGAGAAACUUGACUAAUGAAGGAGCCUUCAGGAGCCCUGAUGCAGACUCUGAAAGAUCAAUUGCACAGUCAAGUGAUGGCAACAUGGGAUCGGAAGCCAUGGGCUCCCCAGAUGAAGACUUGGUUGGAGCAGACGUCAGCUCUGGGAGAGGAGGGCUGUGCUCACCUGCUGGCUUCACCCCUCUCCUGGAUGAUCAGGAGGUGCCCAGUGCCAACUCACAACCUCUCAAGCCUGCACCAGCAACCACCAGCUCUGAUGCCAUUUCGGCCUCUGCUGUCCUGGCCAACAGGAAGAGCAACAGCCUGGCAGACCUGGAGAAUAUGGAGACAAAUCCAAAGGGCGCCUUGGUUGUUUUUGAGGAGAAGAAUGUGGUUACCAAGGUGGGAGAGGCAUGGCAGGGGAGGCCCCGAGUCCUGCAAGAUGAUCAAGGAGACCCAGCUGUACCCACCCAGCAGUGCACAGAUCCCAGCACCUCAGAGCAGAGCAGCCCCGGAAAUCCUGAGCAGCGCCUGGAAGUGGACAGCCCGGCCAACAGCACCUUGGUUGUUUUUGAGGAGAAGAAUGUGGUUACCAAGGUGGGAGAGGCGUGGCAGGGGAGGCCUGGAGCCCUGCAAGAUGAUCAAGGAGACCCAGCUGUACCCACCCAGCAGUGCACAGACCCCAGCACCUCAGAGCAGAGCAGCCCUGGAAAUCCUGAGCAGCGCCUGGAAGUGGACAGCCCAGCCAACAGGAUGAGAAACCCCUCGAGCUGUAUGGUCUCUGUUCCCAGCCCUGCCCCUCCUGAGCAGCAUCCUAUUCACAUGCCAGCCUCCCCAAGUGAACUGGAGCCCAACUCAACCAGCAAAGGGAUUCUCUUUGUGAAGGAGUAUGUGAAUGCUGGUGAGGUAUCUUCCAGGAAGCCACUGUCUUCAUUCUAUGGCAGCAUUGGCAGCAAUGAGGACUCAUGCAACAUGGAGGAGAAACUCCCAUAUGAUGGUACUCCAUACUCUGAGAGAACAUGUGGAGGAAUCUGUACUUACUGCAACCGGGAGAUCCGAGACUGUCCAAAGAUCACCUUAGAACACCUCGGCAUCUGCUGCCAUGACUAUUGCUUUAAGUGUGGGAUUUGCAGUAAACCAAUGGGUGAGCUUCUGGAUCAGAUCUUCAUUCACCGUGAUACCAUCCACUGUGAGAAAUGCUAUGAGAAGCUGUUCUAGGCUGAGAAGAAAGUGAUGACUCCUGGACAAGUUUGACUAACCCCAGUUGCCCCAAGUUGCUGGCUCUUCUUCCCUCACUUCCUUCCUCAUGCUUUUGAUUUGUUCAUGUUUUUGCCUUUCUUAAGUUGAACUUGCUUACAUCCAGUAGCAUAUCUUGAUGAUCUUAUGAUAA
This is a messenger RNA of Bubalus bubalis (water buffalo), 5278 nucleotides long. RefSeq names its product zinc finger protein 185 with LIM domain (gene ZNF185). The record is from RefSeq and is a predicted model, not a curated record. The transcript is spliced from 26 exons. Lineage: Eukaryota; Metazoa; Chordata; Mammalia; Artiodactyla; Bovidae. Bases 3043 to 5106 code for a protein of 687 amino acids.